GUCAGUCGUGUAAUGUCAGUUUAUUUUUCGCGUCGUCAGCUGCGGCAGUAAUUGGCCAUCCGAUCCUGCAACCAGCCCGGAACACAACUAUGGCAAAGGUUCAAACCUUCCGAUUUGUUGGGCACAUCUACGCAACGUUGAUCAUUGUUGUGGCCGUUUUCGAAGCGAUUCGAUGUCUUGGCUACUUUGGAAGCGAAUAUGAAAAUAACACGGUGUUGGCGCUGAAGUCUAUAUUUGCCUUGUUUUGUCUGGCGUUCGCUAUUAUGCUGAUGAUCGGCAUAGAAAAGGAAAAAAUUGAAUACAUAAUCGUGUACAGGAUUUUCGUGAUAUUCCGCAGCAUAUGUGGGUUGGUCUAUAUGUUCAUCAACUCGUUGAUUGUGAUCGUUGACCAUGCGAACACCGCAUCCACUGGAAAAGCAGUCGUUGGGGUAUUGCUGCUAAUUGUAGCCAUUGCGAUAUGCGUUGGUGUAUUUGCCUUCGAACUGUGGAUAUUGGAAGGAAUAAAGCGUCACGUAGAACAGCCAACUGAAGUUGUAAAGAUUCCCUCAGUUACACCUGUGUAAAAACAUGAUUGGUCAAAAAUAUGUUUGAUGAUUCCUUUGACGAUCAAAGAUUCGAAUCCAAAACAAUCGAGCUGAUGGAAGACAUUUUCCGAAAAAAUAAAAAGCCAAUAUUCGUACAUGCAUGCUCUGUUCAUUUAAGAGCCCCCGCAGACUGCAGAUUUUUUAAUUGCCCGAUAGUUUGGUCGGAUUGAGGUUGGAACUCAUCAAUAUAUACUAAACAAGGAUUUUGAAGACUGUGGGAGGUGAAAAUGAAACACAGGAUAAGCUUCAGCGAUAGCGAUACUGCUAUGCCGGAAAAACUGCACCCUUUAUGAAAGCUGACGUCAGAUUGCAAUUUAUGCUAGAACAGCUAUCGGAGGUGACUCGUCCCCAGUAGAAGUAUCUUCGGGUAUAGGAGUCCGUUUAAGGGACUUACUACACCCUGGUUGAGCAAACGAGGGGGGUCCGAAAUGUCCAUGUCUAGAACCCCACCCUCCUUCAUUCUUAGAACGAACGACUUUGACUAAUUCAAUUAUCAUUAUCUAACUGUUUAAAAAAAAUUAUAUCUGUAUUUGUUCUUCCGAUAUAGAGUAAUGCGGGGCAAAAGUGCGCACCUAAAUGUAACUCUUGAAAUAAAAGCAAAUAAAAUUCCGUUUGCUUACCAAAUUGUAACUAUAUAUAUUACCUUCGAAACGUAGUACAAGCAUUUCUUGAGUUGUGUUUGUGAUUGAACACAUACCUAUUGUGAGACAAAAAGAAAAAUGCGCACCUUUGCCCCAUAAUAAACUAGGUGACCCGGGCAACUUCGUCCCACCCUCAAUUGAUAUAUUGAUAUAAAUCAUUUCGAACACUGAAGUUCCCGCAGAGAUUAUUUUUAUGUACGUAAUCUAUACUCGCGGUAUAUAAUUCCUUUUUUGACAUUUGAACCUGAUGCAGACUAAGAUGCAUCAAUCCUGAUACUGACUGUUGACAUCCGUUGCUCCGUUAUUGAGUUAAAUCGUGAGGAAUGGACACCAAAUCAUUUUUAUUUAUAUAGAUCAAGUGUAUGAAUACGUAGUUACCUUCACUUGAUUUUUUUGAAACCCAUUGUUGAAAAAAAACAUAUAUAUAUUUGAAGUUCAUUGUGAAAAUAUAAACAUGAACGAAACAUAACCGUUAUUGAAUAGAAUACAUGGUGAAAAUAAAAACAUUUUUCAUUUGAAAUCCAUUUUAAAUUAUUUUUAAGCAAUUGUUUAUUUUCAUUCCUCAUCUUAGAUUUCGAUUCUGAGGAUUCCGACGCUUUGCCUUGGAGCGCUUUUGCUUCGUUACGCUGUUGUGGGGUUCGGAGAGACAGACGAUGAUUCCUCAUGAAGCUAG
Messenger RNA from Toxorhynchites rutilus septentrionalis, 1898 nucleotides. RefSeq lists its product as uncharacterized. The transcript is spliced from 4 exons. NCBI's taxonomy places the organism in Eukaryota, Metazoa, Arthropoda, Insecta, Diptera, Culicidae. The record is from RefSeq and is a predicted model, not a curated record. Bases 90 to 563 code for a protein of 157 amino acids.